This is a messenger RNA of Lepus europaeus (European hare), 7069 nucleotides long. It is a transcript of the gene MTX3, whose product is annotated as metaxin 3. Bases 20 to 958 code for a protein of 312 amino acids. NCBI's taxonomy places the organism in Eukaryota, Metazoa, Chordata, Mammalia, Lagomorpha, Leporidae. Gene Ontology annotation, cellular component: SAM complex. Gene Ontology annotation, biological process: mitochondrion organization. The transcript is spliced from 9 exons. The record is from RefSeq and is a predicted model, not a curated record.
GAAGGUCGGCCCCGGCAACAUGGCGGCCCCCUUGGAGCUCACUUGUUGGGGAGGCGGCUGGGGUCUCCCCUCGGUGCACAGCGAAUCCCUGGUGGUGCUGGCUUAUGCCAAAUUUUGUGGUGCACCCUUGCAAGUCCAUGUCAUAGAUAACACCUGGCGAGGUUCGAGAGGCGAUGUACCAAUUUUGACAGCUGAAGACAGCAUUGUUUGUCAGCCUGCAAAAAUCCUCAGUUUUUUAAGGAGACAGAAAUACAAUGCUGACUAUGAGCUGACUGCAAAGCAAGGUGCAGACACGCUGGCUUACGUCGCUCUCCUCGAAGAGAAGCUUCUGCCUGCCGUGCUUCACACAUUCUGGGUUGAGAGUGACAAUUACUUUACUGUGACAAAGCCGUGGUUUGCCUCUCGGAUUCCUUUCCCCUUGAGUUUGAUCCUGCCCGGAAGAAUGUCUCGGGGGGCGCUGAACAGGAUUCUCCUGACCAGGGGAGCGCCCCCCCUCUACCAGCUCCAAGAGGUGGAAGCACAGAUCUACAGAGAUGCCAAGGAGUGCCUCAACCUUCUGUCACACAGACUGGGGACGUCUCAGUUUUUCUUUGGAGACACGCCCUGCACCUUGGAUGCCUACGUUUUUGGUUUCCUCGCACCGCUUUAUAAAGUUCGGUUUCCUAAAGUCCAGUUGCAGGAGCACCUGAAGCAGCUCUCCAACCUGUGUCGCUUCUGUGACGACAUCCUCCACAGCUACUUCAGGCUCACUCUUGGAGGCACCCCUCCAGCUGGGCCUGAAUCGGCAGACGCCAAUCUGCGGAAGCUCACGCAGCUGGUCAAUAAGGAGUCCAACUUGAUUGAAAAGAUGGAUGACAAGCUCCGCCAGAGCCCUCAGCUCCCUCCUCGGAAACUGCCGACACUGAAACUGACUCCGGCAGAGGAAGACAGUAACUCCUUCCAGCGGCUGUCGCCCUGAUGGCUGUCAUGCUUUGUGUGCCAAGUCAGAUGGUGGUGGUGGUGAUGGUGAUGCACACUAGAUGUGUCGAGGCAGAGAGAAAACACCUCUCAUGGGUGUAGAGAAGACUCUAAAACAAAAAGAACCUUUUCUGACUUUUUUAAAAUUAGGAUGCCUGUGUUCUGGCUUGGCCGUGUAUUUUCCAUAAUCCAGGUGAAUGCUGAGCAUUGGUGGGCAGGGAAAAAGCACUUUGUACUGUACAUAAAAGCCCGCUUUGCCUGCGGGCCACAUGUUGCUGACCAAAAGCUGAAUGUGUACUCAUCAUUUAUCCCAGCUAAUUUAUUCAGUUUAUUGACUUGAUUUUCUUAGACAAGGCUGAAUUCUAAUAUGUGGCUGUUUGGCUGAGGCUUUUUUUCCCUUCAGUUUAGGAAUCUGAUGCCUGUUAGAACAGGAAAAAUGUAAGUUACUUCAAUAGAAAAGCCUGUGUUUAAUUGAAAAAGGAGGAAUACGCUUUUUAAUUAUGCUCUCCUAAGUGUGCUCUCAUAAGUCUGGGUCCAGUACCACAUCUGUCACUGUUGAAGGUGGCCGAGGACAGCAUACUUCUGAUGAGGUGCCCUUCACUGCAACAGUGGUGUCUGCUGGUGUGUCCAGUAGGGAUCAGCAAGGGCUCUCAGCUUCGUGGGCCAACAUGGCGACUUUAGACCCGUGUAUUUGCACUGUAUCUCUCACCCGCUCAUCUCUUUCCUGUCUUGACUCCAGGAAAACUGGAUGUGGUUGAGCAUCGUCACUUUGCUAGGCUGUAAAAUCCGGGCGCUCGUGCAGUGGGUCGGCACUGCUCAGGAGGGGUGGUGGCAGGAGAGCAGAGACACCGCCGUGCGCCUGGCCCCAGGCCCCUGUGUGGGGCUUGGGCCUCACUGUUUCUAGGGCGCAUCUCACAUGGGCAGAAAGCCUCUGACACCAAUGAUAUACUAUAUACUAUAGCUGCAGUUGAGGGAUCCAAAGGAAUCAUCCAAACUGGCACAUUUUUUUGAAUAUUUCUAUUUAAUGGUGGUUGAGCUGUUGAAGGAUUGGCUGUGUGGCAGUUUGGCUUUAACAGAAACUGGCUUAUUUUAGUGGUCGAGGUGCUUCUGUUGUCCUGCAACCACUUUGGGGUUUUUAAAAUGCCUGAGCACGUUUUGCUGAGUGCAUUAGAAGAUGAGCACGAUGCUCAGCUGGUCUCACUCAGUCCCUCAGCAACGCCGUCAGGAAAGCAAGCUCUGUAGUGAGGAGUCUGCUAACGUGGCCGAGUGCGCUCCCGUGUCUGGCCUCCACUUUCCUCAUCUGUUCUGCACUGAGGUAGUGCUUUAUACAGGAGUCUUCCAGCCUUGUAAAUAUUUUUCUUGAGGGAUUUAAGUAAAUGAGAAACAGGUAGUCUUCAAAAUCUGCCUCGUCUGUUUGGAUGCAUUUAGGGAAAGUACCUAAUGAACCUGCAUUACUUCUACGGCGGUUGCAUUCAUGCAUGUGUGUGCGUGUGCCCUUUGUCUUCUAAGGCAGGUUAUUAGAGUCCAGCAAUCUGAAAUCUGUGAAGAUAUUUUAUAUUGAAAAUCAUGACCAUGAGACUCUCUUGUUGUCUAGGGUUGAUGUGUAUUGGAGAAGCGUGGUUAACACACUAAUCAGACAUCUGUUUAUGCUUUACUCAGGAUUAGUCAUUUUCAAUUAUGAUUUAUAGUAUGCCUUCCAAAAAGCAUUUGGAGUGGCUUACAAUUGUAAAACAUAUGUAAAACAGGAAAAUUAUAAUUAGUUUCUGGAAAAAAAUUAAAAAGUUGUAGGAGAAAGAACUAUGCCAGCAUUAACAGAUUCUAAAAUUGAAUGGCAAAUGUAGCUCCAAGUCAGAAGAUAAUACUGGGCUGUGAAAUUUUUUUUAAAUAAAACUGCAUAUGUCCAUGACAAAGAAAAAGGUAUCUACAUAUUUGAAGAAUAUGAGAGAUCUUGUUCUUACGGUAUGCAGGUUUCAACCAGAAAUGUAAUGUUUCAUGUCCUGAAAUUUUAAUCAUAUGAGGUCAUUUUAGAAUAGCAAGUAUUUAUCCUUUUCAGUGGAAGGGAUGACUAUAAAUAUGACUGAUUGGCUUUUUGGUCAUCCUUGUUUUCAGCUGCCUUUGGCCUUAUAUUACAUAGUCCAUGAUGCUUCGAGACUACUUUUGCUAGGAAACAAAAUGUGAUAUAGGUACGAAUUUUUAUGUGGGGCUACUUAGUUGAGCUUUUGUUAUGGAAGCAAAUGAGAUAAGACGAUGUUAUAACUGAGCACAAAAUACAUCAGAGACCAGCUUUAGGAAGCUAUUGAAAGGAAUUUUUCAGCCUGACCAGAAGGCUUGUGAUGGCCUGUCAGGAUACAGCCUGGAGGAAGUGUGAGUAUGCUGAGCUAAAUGGUCCACACUCUUACACACAGCACUGUGCACCGCUGUCUUUCAGAGGUGAUGGUGGAGAAUAAUAGGAUAAAAGGGAAUGUGCUGGUGGUGGUUCUUGUUGAUAGAAAAAGGUUGGAAAAAAGGGUCAGAUAAUUCCUCUGUGAUGAAUAUCUUCUGUCAACAAACUCAUGUAUCAAUCAUACGAAAAAAGGAUGGUUUAAAAAGCACUAAAAAAGCUGUAAAGAACAUUGAGGAUGGUCAUUUACCUAUUCUUUCUGAUGGUGUGUGAUGGGGGGAGGGAGUGGGCCUUUGGCACAGGGACACCUGCCUCCCCUGUUGCAGUGCUUGGGUUUGAGUCCUGACUGUAUUUGUGUUCCAACUUCCUACUAACAUACACCUGGGAGGCAGCAGGUGAUGGCCUGCUGCCGGUUGUCUUUGCCACACAUAUGAGAGACCUGGGUUGAAUUUCCAACUCAUAGUUUCAGCCUGGCCCAGCCCUGACUAUUGGAGGCAUCUGGGGAGUGAACCAGCAGAUAGGAGAGCUCUUUCUGUCUGCCUUUCAAACAAAAUGAUUUUUUAUCCCCACAAACAUUUGGCACUGACAAAUCAAAUUUCAACUUAGGUGUUAUUAAAUUUGUUGGGGUACUAGAGGAUUAGAGACUUUACAGAAGCGAGCAUUUAAUUUCCAUUUGUAAUUUCUGUUCAUUUAAUAUUGCUAGUUGUAUUAACGUGAAGGGGUGGUGAAGCCUAUUUGAAUCGGAGCUAUAUUAAAAUUUUCACAAGUCUGUAAAAAUGGAAAAAGCUGAACAUCAAAAAAGGGCACAAAUUAGAAAAGCUAUUUGUUAUAGUAGUUUUGUGUGAUAAAAAUGGUAUCUGAGUUUGUUAAUGCGUUUCCUCAGCACUUCCUGCAAAAAUAUGCAGCUUUUCAUAAACUCAAAAACAUUAACCUUUAAAAAUCCUACUGUAAAUAUAAAGACAGAGGCUGGGUAGGGAGUGCACCAAGGUUGCUAUACUAUUUUUGUUAUUUGCUGGGAGUCUAUCAUUAUUUAAAACAAAGUUUUCUUAAAUAAAUUCAAUAGAGUAAGCCUACCAUUAUCUACAUAAACUAUGAUUUGAGAUUUAAUGCUCCAUACUAUCUAGUUUCAGAUGAAUAAAUUAUAACAAAUUGAGUUAAAUUUAUGUUUCAUUCUUGAGUUUGAAUGAAAAAAAAAAAAAAUCCUCAGGUUUGUAACAAAUGCUUCUCUACAGACCUCUUUGGCCUUACUAGACAAAUGGCCUAACACCAAGAACUCCUUUCCUUGGGGCAUCAAAAGCCUGGGAUCUCCUAUUUCUGAGUCUGUCUUCCCCCUGGGCUGACCUCUGAGGGUGAAACGUGUUGCUCGCCCCUUGCCCGAGUCAGCUGGGCCACACUCUGGUGAAGAGGCUGAGACGUGUAUGGUGCCUUGUGUUUGAAGCUCCAAGGGAUUUGUCUUGGUUUGGUUAUCUUGUUUACUGAAGUCCUGAGUGGAGUCACAGAAAUAAUCUGCAGUGUGAUGGUGGUCUUUGGAUGUGUUCUUGGCAUUAAGAAUUGGUUUUUGUCUCUUUUUUGCUGUUUUUCAGCUUGGUGGGAUUUGUUUACUUUUCAGUGUUUUCACAUUUCUUAAGCAGAUUUUUUAAAAAAUUUGUUAUUACAUGAAAUCAGAGGACAGAUCCAUGAUCUGGUUUUCCUCAAAGGUUUACCUGAAAUUUUGUUAGACCUUCAAAAUGCUGAUGUUCAAAAUGCUAUAAAGAUGAAAUUUUUGCUUGUUGAUAUUUAAGGGCUUGCAAAAUUAAUUUAACCUCAAGGUCAUGUUGUCUGUUGGGAUGCAGUGCAUGCCAGAGGCCUGGCCACCUGCCCUGCACUUGCAGCCCUGGUGAGGGAGGCGGACAGGCACUCACAGAAGGGUUUUGUCCAGAAAGGGUGCCAUGGAUUGUUGGUGAGAAUUCCCAUUCUUGGGCAGUGCUACUACAAAGAGUGACUUUGGGUUGAGUGAGUAGAGGGUGACAUUGUGAGAUAAGAUUACCCAGAACAAAUUCAAUGUCUCUUUUAAAAAGACAGCAAAACAAGUCCUUUUAUAGCUUCCUUAUUACUCCUCUGAAAUUAGACUGUAAAAUCUUUUAAAACAUCUUCUUAAUUCCCCAGAGAAGCAGUUUCUCAAGGUGUGUCUUGGCAGAUUGUAGGGGUAGCUGGAUGGGGUCCCACAGCCAGGUUAGGUUCCAUGGCUGGGUGAGGUAGGCCCUUCUUCCUUUUGCACUUCAAGUAGGUAGCUUGUGUUCUGAGCCUCCACUUGCGGACAUGCUGCCCUGCAGUGUUUUUGCUUGUCUGUGCUGGCUGCAAAGCUUUCUUACUCUGAGGCCCCCUGCUGAGUAGUGCUGGAGUGGGAAGAGACAGGCCAGGCCAUCCCCACGUGGAGUUGAGGCGGCAGACAGCCCAGUUAUGGAGGCACUGGGAGGCCACAGUGGGGUCCCAACCCUGUGUGCCGGGAACAGCCGUCGGAGCUGAUGUGCUCAGAGGACUGACAGGGUCCUGGGUGUCCUGAGACAGAAGGAAGCAGCUUGUAAUUCCAGAACAAUUUUCUAAUUCUUUCAUGAUUGAUUUUAAAGUGCCAAAAAGGCAGUGGGUUUGAUAGUAUGAAAGUCACAUUUAAGCCAGUUCUGCUGUGAAUGCCAUGAGAAGUCUGUGCUUGCUUCAGGGGCAGAGUAAAGGACGUUCAGUGUUUCAUGUUUUAUUCCGUCCCCAGAGGGGUCAGCUGAACAAGGACUGCGUGCAUGUGCAUGUACAUGCAUGUACACAUGCAUUCUCUGGGGCGGGGCUUGUGGUUUUCAUUAAGUUCUCAGCAGAUUCUGCCCUAAAAAUUUUAGAUCUCAACAGGCCUCCAAAUGUGAGAAGGUUAACGAAAUAUGUUAUUCCGCUUCACAGGACAAAAGCCGAUCACUACACAGGCAUGGGGAUGUUGCUGCCUGUUGCAUUGUACACGGCUGUGGGUUUGGAAUCCUCCUGCCGGGUGUAACUAAGCGAAAGCUUCUUUGGUUUUGCAUCCCUGUGUCAUGAUGACCGUCCAGCCGCACUCAGAGCACUUGGGUCUUUGUUCAGAUCCCCGAGUUUUGCCCUUUCAGUCCGAGAAAUGCCUUUAAUCAUUGCGUUUACAUGGCCUAGGCCCUUGGGAAUCAUGAAACGUGGCCUGCCAGGGACCGCUGCAGCCUUCCAGGGGCUGUGCCUGCAGCAGCCGUGCCCCAGAGCGGCCGUGCUGGCUGCGUCUCCUUCAGCGAGGGCCUCCUGGUCCUGUGGAGAAGGGCAGGUGCGCUCAGGCCUUCACGACAGAGGGGUGAGCUUUCCUCCUCAUCUGCCUCUCGUUUGUAUUCUGUGAAACAGGAAGUGAUGUCCUCCUGUUUCUGUUCAUCUCAGAGUGGGCAUCUGUAAGGUAAUGAGCCUUCGGCAAGACUGACAGUCAAGACGACAAAUAAGAAAUACACAUACAUAUGCAUAAUGGUUGUUGCACCGUGCUUAUCUCUGAAUGGUAAACCUAGUGUGCAGAUAUUAUAGUUUUGUUAUAAUCUCCUUGUAAGCAACAUUAGCCAAAAUUCCAGUAUGCUAGCCUUGCCUAGUAUGAAUGUAUUUUACUCAGAGACAAUGUAUAAACACCAGAAGUGGUGAUGGUGAUCACUGUUGUAAACAUUUUUCUGAUAAAUGGAUAUAACAUCAGAAGUUAUUUUCUCAAUAAAACUUCAA